AUGAUCAACCUCGUUCUCGCCCUGGGGCUCAUCCCCGUACUCCUCGUCUUAAGACGGUUCUACCACUCUCACUUCGCGCCCACCUUCUUGGAGAAGCCCGAGGGAGGUGUCCCGCGCCCGCCGCUUGUAGCGGACUGGGUACCGUUUGUGGGGAAUGCAUUGAGCAUGACGAGAGGCGACGCGUUCUGGGCGGGUGUGAUACGGCGGUACGGGCCAGUGGUGAGGGUGAGGGCUAUGGGGGAGGUCAGGACAUUCGUGACUACUCCAGGAUUGAUCAGCUAUGUCUACAAAAACUCGAGGAACUUUGACUUCCUGCACUUCCGACGAUCCAUGUCUAGCCAGAUCUUCGGACAGAACGCGAAUCACGCCCAGUCGGACGCGAUGGACGCCAUCAUCUUUCCCGGACAUCACAAGAACAUGCAGCCGGGCAGUAUCGCCGACCUCAUCCGGAAGUACGCCGAUCACCUAGAGGGCGGAUUGAAGCAGGCGGUUGAGGCAGUGGGGGAUGAGGGCAAGGUGGUGGAUCUUGGGGAUCACAUGUUUGACAUUCUCUACGAGUCCUCCGCCAAAGCUUUCUUUACUCCUUCUUUCCCCGCCGCCGCCUUCAAGCCCUCUUUCAUGGCCUUUGACGCCGCCUUCCCACUCCUCAAUCUCGCUGCGCUCCCCGCUAUCGCCCGGCGUCCCGCCGAGAAGGCGAGAGAUGAGGCCUUGCGGAUCAUCGAAGAAUGGUGGGUCGACAUCUCCGAUGAGGAUAGGCAGCAGCUCGCCCCAAGUAUGCUGGGUAUGGUGGAGGCGUCGGAAGCGGAGGGCUGGCCAUUGAGAGAUAUCGCGGCUUUCUUCUUGUCGGAAAUCUGGGCGCUGGAAGCGAAUGCCCCUUAUGCUGGUAUCUGGGCGGUCGUCGAGCUGCUCCGGAACCCGUCUGCCCUCACCCGCCUCCGAACGGAGAUCACCGACGUCAUCGCCACCCUUUCUCCCCCUACACUCUCCACCCUCCUUCACAAGCCUCAACCAGAACUCCCAGGUCUCUUGCCCUACACAAACGCAGUCUUUCAAGAGACGCUCCGGUACCACGUCGAUACCCUCUCCCUCCGGGUCGUCCAGUCCGAUUGCGUCAUCCCUCCCAAUCUACUCUCUGGCGGAAUUGGCGCCGAGACGGGAUUGAGGCUGCACAAGGGGGAGCAGGUGAUUUGCGCAACAAGAGUACCGAUGGUGAAUGAGGAGGAGUGGGGUGCGGAUGCGGGAAAGUGGAAUCCGGAGAGGUUCAUGAAGGGUGGUGCGGCGGGACGGUCGAUGAACCCGUUCGGGGGUGGAGUGUCCAUGUGCGAAGGUCGCCACUUCGCCUCGGCCGAGAUCCUCACAUUUAUUGCUGCUUUCACGCACCUCUUUGACGCCGACAUACUGAGCGAUACGAUGAAGGCGAACCCGCAGCGGAUCGGCUUGGGCGUACAGCAGCCUAUGGGUGGGGUCACAAGGAUUUAG
Messenger RNA from Dioszegia hungarica, 1479 nucleotides. RefSeq names its product cytochrome P450. Lineage: Eukaryota; Fungi; Basidiomycota; Tremellomycetes; Tremellales; Bulleribasidiaceae. The coding region runs from base 1 to 1479 and encodes 492 amino acids. Gene Ontology annotation, molecular function: iron ion binding; oxidoreductase activity, acting on paired donors, with incorporation or reduction of molecular oxygen; heme binding. The record is from RefSeq and is a predicted model, not a curated record. The transcript is spliced from 8 exons.